AACUCUGGAAAUAGUUCCAUUCGAAUGGAACGAAACCGCUACAUAAAGGCACAUGCAACAGAAGUAAACUGGAAAGGACGACAAGUGUGACCCUGUCUGCGUUGAAAUCAGAGCUUCCUUGCUGCUACCACUACGGUCACACUAGCACGCCCACGUUUGCUCCUUCCAGCUGCUGGUAUAUCUGUUGCCCGUGGGAGCAGUCAUGGAGCAGUCUCGGCCGCAGGCGAGGUCCUCCUCCUCCUCCUCCGCCUCCACAGGGGGCGGGGUCGGCAAGCCCCAGGACUCUGGACUCCUCACGCGCGACGACUUCGACGGCGGACCCGUGAGCAUCGACGAAGUGGACACAGGACUUUUUUUGGGCAACCUCACGGCCGCCACACACAUGGAGACGCUGCGUUCCUUCAAGAUCACCCACAUCCUGACACUGGACUCGGUGCCCCUGCCGCAGCACAUCCUGGAGGCCAGCUUCCUCACCACCAAGUACAUACAGAUUGCCGACAUGCCGCGCGAGGACAUCCUGCAGCAUCUGGAGGGCUGUGUGGACUUCAUCAGCGCCGCCUUGGCCCAGCAGGGCAAUGUCCUGGUGCACUGCUACUUUGGCGUCAGUCGCAGCUCCUCCACGGUCAUCGCCUACAUGAUGAAGCGCCACAACCUGGACUUCCUGCCCGCCUACGAACUGGUCAAGUCCAAGCGCCGCUUCGUCCAGCCCAACGCCGGAUUUGUCAGCCAACUGAAGCUCUUCCGGCGCAUGGGCUGCAAGAUCGAUCCGAGCUGCCAGCGCUACAAGAUCCACCGCCUCCGCUUGGCCGGCGAGCAGAUGCGCAAGGCCAAGAUCCUGCCGCAGAGCUUCCACAAUGUGGUCCGCCCAGAUCCGGACAUCACGCGCGAGAACCCGGAGCCCAUUGUCUUCCGCUGUCGUCGGUGUCGCCGCGUCUUGGCCUCCAAAUCCCAUGUGCUGGAGCAUAAACCGCGCGACAGGCCGCCAUCGCAGGAGGUGGUGGAGAUGGAGCCCCAGCAACAGCCGCAGUCCAAGCCUAAGCCCACCCAGGAGGAAGGACCUGAGCAGCCCAGUGCAGGUGGUCCUCGCAUGCUGGAGCAGCUGGCCGAGCGCAUCCGGCAGUCGUCAUUGGGUUCGCCCAACCAUGAGGGCACCCCCAACCAUUGCCGCAGCAUAUUGUUUGUGGAGCCCAUUGCCUGGAUGCACCGCAUCAUGCUGAACACCCAAGGUCGCCUCUACUGUCCCAAGUGCGAACAGAAACUGGGAAAUUUUAGCUGGAUCAACGCCUGCAAGUGUCCUUGCGGGGAGACGAUGACCCCGGCAUUUUACCUGAUACCUUCCAAGGUGGAGCUCUCCAAGGCCGUGCAGAAUGUGCAGACCACAGUUUAGGUGCUGUUUGCACGAAAAAGAAGGAGAUGGCAUCACAGUUCCGGCACAGAAAUGGAAUUAGUCUCAUGCCCAUGUCCACUGUCGCCAGAUCCAGGACACCAAUGGUUCAUUGUUUGUAGUCGCUGCUAAGGGCAUACAACUAAGUUUCAAAUAGAUCAAUCUAUAGAAGCAUUGUGGUAUUUGCAAUAUCACGGUUUUAGGAAAAAUCACAUUUUAAAGUCUUAAUUUAAAUUAUCUUCUUAAGUACUCCAUUUGAUUGGCAUGCAUAUCAAAAGUUGCCCUUUCCUAGUGUGAUUUAUUUUUUAUUUCAUAAUUUAGAGAUAAGAUUUCGUUGAACCUUAAAAAACUGUACAUACUUUGUAAGUACCAACCACUUUGUUACAUUGUAAUAUAUAGAAUUUUAUACAUUUUGUAAUCCGUUUAAAA
Drosophila elegans is the source of this 1813-nucleotide messenger RNA. RefSeq names its product dual specificity protein phosphatase MPK-4 (gene MKP-4). The transcript is spliced from 5 exons. Bases 203 to 1387 code for a protein of 394 amino acids. The record is from RefSeq and is a predicted model, not a curated record. Gene Ontology annotation, biological process: protein dephosphorylation. NCBI's taxonomy places the organism in Eukaryota, Metazoa, Arthropoda, Insecta, Diptera, Drosophilidae. Gene Ontology annotation, molecular function: protein tyrosine/serine/threonine phosphatase activity. Gene Ontology annotation, cellular component: nucleus.